This is a messenger RNA of Hydra vulgaris (swiftwater hydra), 741 nucleotides long. RefSeq names its product histone chaperone asf1b. The record is from RefSeq and is a predicted model, not a curated record. Gene Ontology annotation, biological process: DNA replication-dependent chromatin assembly. Gene Ontology annotation, cellular component: chromatin; nucleus. Gene Ontology annotation, molecular function: histone binding. NCBI's taxonomy places the organism in Eukaryota, Metazoa, Cnidaria, Hydrozoa, Anthoathecata, Hydridae.
CCGCUCGAUUUUAAGCGGUUCGAACUUUUUUUUAUCAAACAAAACAAAACAGGACAACUUAAAAUCAGCGUAAGGAAUAAUUCAUCUCAAAAAGUAGUGCAACAUAGAGUCUGUUUAUAUGCGUUUUUAGAGUGAUUAGCCUAAUUUCUAUAUAAAGUCUUCGAGAAGUGAUGGCUGCUCGUGUACGGGUGACAGAUGUUGGAGUUCUUAAUAAUCCAUGUAAAUUCUUUGAGCCUUUUCAAUUUCAAAUAACAUUUGAAUGUUUGGAUAUUAGUAGUGAGUGGAAGUUGGUGUAUGUUGGCGCUGCAGAAAAUCCAGAAUAUGAUCAAGUUCUUGAUACCGUACUUGUUGGCGAUAUUCAAGCAGGAAAACACAUGUUUGUUUUUCAGGCUGAUCCGCCAAAUCCUGAUUUAAUUCCCCAAUCAGAUAUCUGCGGUGUGACAGUCAUAUUGCUGACAUGUUCUUAUAAAGGUGCUGAGUUUAUUCGCGUUGGGUACUACGUAAACACAGAUUACAGUGAUCCAGAACUCAGAGAGAAUCCUCCACCAACGAUCAUUUAUGAGCAGCUGCAACGAAAUAUACUAGCAUCUCAACCAAGGGUGACCAAAUUUCCAAUAGCAUGGGAAUAAAUGCACAAAACUUGAACAUACAAAUGAUAAUGCGCAUUGCAUAUAAAAUAUAUAUUAAAAAAAGUUUGAGAGAGCACAGUUAAAUUUAAAAUAAUUCAACGAAGAGUGCAAA